Molecule: messenger RNA, 726 nt
Organism: Gilbertella persicaria
Lineage: Eukaryota; Fungi; Mucoromycota; Mucoromycetes; Mucorales; Choanephoraceae
Exons: 5
Coding region: 1-726 (241 amino acids)
Source: RefSeq, a predicted model, not a curated record
AUGAAUGCUUCUUCAUCUCAUUUGACAUCUUAUGGUGGCACAAAUGCUGUUGAUUCUCUCCUUCCUGCUCCAUUGAGCAAUUAUGAAUUGUCCCGAGAAGUUGAAGCACUUAAAGCAAGAGUAGAUUGUUGUGAGGAACUCAUCAUUUAUCUCUGCGAUCAACAAGAACAAGAGCAAGAAGAGAAACAGGAAAAGAAACAACAGCAACAACAACAACAGCAGGCAUCUCAAGAGUUCUCAGUACCUGAGACCAUGAAAUCAGACCUUUACUUUUGUCCAGAAAAGCUAGAAGACCACCAAAAACGAUUUUAUGCGGAAAUCAAGCGAAGUCUAAGCUCUGCUACUAAUAAUGCGGUGGCAAAGCUAGAACAGCCUAGCUUCUGUAGACUAGCAUACCUGAGAAAUGAUGUUUCAGAGCUCUUAAAGAAGCCAAUUAGAGACUACUGGACAGAAAUAUUGUCUAAUCACAAAGCUCUGACUAUUGCCAAAGAAUAUGAACACCUCAAAAUGUUAAAGAAAAAAACACACGAGGAACUCUUUGAAGAUGCAAUUCUUCAGUAUCCAUUGGCUAAUGAAGGAGAAUCAGACUUGAUUAAGAAAUGUAUUAUGUUGAUCAGAAAGAAGGAAAAGAUUGAUAUCUUUUCGCAGCAAAGCAAUGCCACUGAAAGUUUUUGUUUGUUUCUUUAUACCAUUUACCCCAAUACGCUGUAUACCAUGACAAACUGA